Ostrea edulis (European flat oyster) is the source of this 1597-nucleotide messenger RNA. RefSeq names its product forkhead box protein F2-like. Gene Ontology annotation, biological process: regulation of transcription by RNA polymerase II; anatomical structure morphogenesis; cell differentiation. The coding region runs from base 1 to 822 and encodes 273 amino acids. Gene Ontology annotation, molecular function: RNA polymerase II cis-regulatory region sequence-specific DNA binding; DNA-binding transcription factor activity, RNA polymerase II-specific. Lineage: Eukaryota; Metazoa; Mollusca; Bivalvia; Ostreida; Ostreidae. The transcript has a single exon. The record is from RefSeq and is a predicted model, not a curated record.
AUGAUUCCUUCCUCAUUCAGCAUAGAUUUUUUAACUCGGGACGAUCGCUACCGAUCUGAGAGGAGCGGGAAUAGCAGUGCACGAAGCAGCACUUCUCCAGACCUUCAGUCAUCUUCCUGUCAGAGCGAGUCGGAGGGCUCCUCCGGGGACAAUGCCGAGUCCAUAGCCGAGGUCCUGAUGUCGCUGGACAAAACGAUAAAGGUCGGGAUGUCUGCAGAUAAGUCCAGAGAGAAGCCGCCACACUCUUACAUCGCCCUCAUUUCUAUGGCUAUUUUAAGCGCUCCGGAUAAAAAAAUGCUGCUUAGCGACAUCUACCAAUAUGUGAUGGAUAAGUUCCCGUUCUACAACAAUAAGGAAAAGGCUUGGAGAAAUAGUAUUCGCCAUAACUUAUCCUUGAACGAGUGUUUUGUGAAGAAUGGACGUGCUGACAAUGGCAAGGGCAAUUAUUGGUCCAUUCAUUCUGCAUGCUUGGAGGAUUUUGCCCGCGGGGAUUUCCGUCGUCGCCAGGCAAGAAGACGCGCUAGGAAGUGUAUGAAGGAGCCCAUGGACCGUCCCGUCAGAGCGGACUGUAGUUACAACCUGGGGUAUGUUCCAAUGACCCCAUCCCCCAUCGGCUACCAUGGAUACCCGCAUCAAGUAAUUUACUCACAGAAAAACUUUAACCCCAUUCCCGCGCAUUCGGCAUCUCAGCACAUGAACCAGAUGUCUCCACCGUCCGGAUACUUUUCUUCCAUGCACAUGUGUCACCCCAAUCCUCAGUCCCAGUCCAUGUUACCCUCACACGUGCACCCGUCCGUCAAUUAUCCGCAGCACUGCUGGUGACGACGGAAGAUUACCUGAAACUGAAUGUUGUAACCAAGUGACCAAGUUUUCUUUUAUUUGAGGUUGUUUAUACUGUUGGUUUUUUGGUUGGUUUUUUUUUUUUUUUUGGUUUCUUUUUUUUUUCCGUGUGUGAUUUUUAAUUUGAAAAUAUCUAUAUGUCAUGUGAAUUAUUUUUAAAGUGCAAUAUUUAAGAUAUUUAAAUAUUUUAUUCAUUUUAUUCUUAAUCUUGUAAUCAGUUGAUAUUAUACAGGCAUGCUACUACAAUUUAUAUGUAUGGUAAAUAUGUUGCUUGUUACAUUUACCGUGUAAAUUAAAAUAAAGGCAAUUACAUUUUAAAAGUAUUUUCUCUUAUACAGUAUCUUACAGAGAUUUGUACCUGAAUACUAUUGUAAAUUUCAUAGAAGUGGAUUAUAAUUUUUUUAAAUGAUAAGAAAAAUAGGGAAUCCCCGUGUUUGUAAUUGAUCUACGUUGUGCAAAACUUGGCCUAUUGCACUCAAAAUCUACUUUUGAUUUUGAUUUAUUUUCUCAAAACGGUAAUAAUAAUGACUUUUUAUUUAAAGGCUAUUCUAUUAUUAUAGGAUAGAAUAUAUGAAUUAUUUUGUUCAUGGAGAAAUGAAUAUAAAAACCGAAUCCCAAACUUUAUGAAAGCCUAAGGCUGUUAUAAAAAAAAAGUUUGCGAUUCUGUUUUUAUAGUUUUUUUCUUAAUGAACAAAGUAAUUUAUAUAUCUAAUGCUUAUAAUUCAUUUACAAACGAAAAACUCAAUUUUCCAUGAAA